GACGUCACACGGCGCAGCCAGGCGCAGGCGUGCGGGGUUCGGCCGCCCGGGGUUUAGUAACUAGACACGCGCAUGGGCGCGAGUAAGUGUCGGGCUUUGAAAUGCAGCGGCAUUUAGUGAGCUUCCCCCUGUCCCCAGCGGUGCGGGUGAAGCUGGUGUCUGCAGGCUUCCAGACUGCUGAGGAACUUCUAGAGGUGAAACCCUCCGAGCUCAGCAAAGAAGUUGGUAUAUCUAAAGAAGAAGCCUUAGAAACUCUGCAAAUUAUAAGAAGAGAAUGCCUCACAAAUAAACCAAGACAUGCUGGUACAGCUGAGUCAGGCAAGAAGUGUACAGCGCUGAAACUUCUUGAGCAGGAGCAUACCCAGAGCUUCAUAAUUACCUUCUGUUCAGCACUAGAUAAUAUUCUUGGGGGUGGCGUACCCUUAACCAAAAUAACAGAAAUUUGUGGUGCUCCAGGUGUUGGAAAAACACAAUUAUGUAUGCAGUUGGCCAUAGAUGUGCAGAUACCAGAAUGUUUUGGAGGAGUGGAAGGUGAAGCAAUUUUUAUUGAUACAGAGGGAAGUUUUAUAGUUGAUAGAGUGGUAGACCUUGCUACUGCCUGCAUUCAGCACCUUCAGCUUAUAGCAGGAACACAUGUGGGAGAGGAGCACCCAAAAGCUUUGGAGGAUUUCACUCUUGAAAAUAUUCUUUCUCAUAUUUAUUAUUUUCGUUGUCAUGAUUACACAGAGCUACUGGCACAAGUUUAUCUCCUUCCAGACUUCCUUUCAGAACACUCAAAGGUUCGAUUAGUGAUAGUGGAUGGUAUUGCUUUUCCUUUUCGUCAUGACCUAGAUGACCUACCCCUUCGUACUCGAUUACUAAAUGGCCUAGCCCAGCAAAUGAUCAGCCUUGCAAAUAAUCACAGAUUAGCUGUAAUUUUAACCAAUCAGAUGACAACAAAGAUUGAUAGAAAUCAGGCCUCGCUGGUACCAGCAUUGGGGGAAAGUUGGGGACAUGCUGCUACAAUACGACUAAUCUUUCAUUGGAACCAAAAGCAAAGGUUGGCAACAUUGUACAAAUCACCAAGCCAGAAGGAAUCUACAGUACUGUUUCAAAUCACACCUCAGGGAUUUAGAGAUGCUGUUGUUGCUACUACAUGUUCAUUGCAAACAGAAGGUUCAUUGAAUUCCCGGAAACGGUCACGAGAAUCAGAGGAAGAGCAGGAAGCCAAAGACUAGUCUUAAAUAUAUACAUAUGUAUGGAUGCCGUGAGAUGCAAUGUAUACAAGUAGUAAGCUUGUUACUUUAAAAUAUAAACACACACUAUGACAUGAAUGAAUCAGGAAUAUGUGAAAUGAAAUAUAUAUAUGUAUAUAUAUAUUUUUUAACAAAUAUGGUUGUCUGAGUUUUUCUAAAUCAGUGUUCUAUAGUUAUAAUUUGCCCUGUUUUUAUUUUUAGUAACAUUCAGAAGGGAUGAUAAUAGGGAUGUAUUUUGCAGAUGUAGAAAGCUGAUCUUAUGUGGCCAAUCUGAAUUUACCAUUCAGACUUGUUUCUUCUUACUUUCUUUGCUAAUUGCCUAGAAAAUCCUAAGAAGAAAAGAUGUAUUUUUCAUAUUCCUUUUAUGUUCUCUGUAAAUGUAGCUUUGAUAAUUCUUAAAAUGACCCAUUUUAUUAUUAUAAAGAAAAGCCAGCAUCCUGGGUCAUCAUAUCAUUAUAUUCAGUUUUAUAGGUAGGGUACAAAUUCUAGAGGACCAAUCCGAGUUUAGUGACCUCAAUCCUGAAGCCAUUUGUUUAUUUUUAAUGUUAUUUUAUAAUGUUAAAGAAGGACUUUGGAGUUGUUAUCCCAUUGAGAAAUUGUGUGGAACAUAUAUCUUCCAGAAUAGUCAAGUCGAUAAGCUCACAGUUAUUUAUGUCUACAUUUUUGAAACAUGGUGUGAUUCAUUCUAGAAUUCUAGGUAUGUUGACAUUUUCCUUUGAAUAACCUUAACACUGCUUGAAUAAAUUAAAAAUUUAGAUUGA
Messenger RNA from Hipposideros armiger (great roundleaf bat), 1996 nucleotides. It is a transcript of the gene RAD51C, whose product is annotated as RAD51 paralog C. The record is from RefSeq and is a predicted model, not a curated record. The coding region runs from base 102 to 1217 and encodes 371 amino acids. The transcript is spliced from 9 exons. Lineage: Eukaryota; Metazoa; Chordata; Mammalia; Chiroptera; Hipposideridae. Gene Ontology annotation, molecular function: four-way junction DNA binding; ATP-dependent DNA damage sensor activity; crossover junction DNA endonuclease activity. Gene Ontology annotation, cellular component: Rad51C-XRCC3 complex; Rad51B-Rad51C-Rad51D-XRCC2 complex; replication fork. Gene Ontology annotation, biological process: reciprocal meiotic recombination; DNA repair; meiotic DNA recombinase assembly.